GCAGCUAGUCGAUCGGUCCGCCCUCGACAACUUAGUCAGCUCCGCCAUGAUGGUGCCCGCUCUUCUGCUCUGCCUCUUCCUCUCCCUCCAUCGUCAAGCCACUGCCGACGGCGGCCAUGUCCGCUGCCGGAGCAUCGACUGUCCCAAGUACACGGUGGUGGAAGUCGACGACGUUAGGAACUUCGAAGUGAGAGAGUAUGAGAGCCCACUCUGGGUGUUCGUCAAGCACCAUCAGCAGGCCACCUCUUACCAGCAGGCCCUCUCCGCACAGGCCCCUAUACUCAGCGACUACAUGAAGGGGAACAAUGACUUCAACACGACGAUCUCAGAGACCGCGCCGGCUGUCACCGUCGUCAUCCCAGGCCUUUACCACGCCAACGAUGUCGGCGCACCCUUUGGCGACGCCUACCGCUUCGCCCGCUACCUUCCCCAAAACGUGCAGCUCACUGCACCCCCGACGUCCAACAACACUGUCCGCUUCUGGCGCUUCCCGCCGGAAAACCAACGCGUCGUCGUCAAGAAAUUCAGAGAAGGAGCGAUCAACGACGCGACAAUCGCGCAUGCGGUGGCUUCACUGCGCAACAGCCUGAAGGGCUCGACGUGGGAGAGCAGGGUGAGGCCCUGUGGCGGCUUCGCCGUCGCCGACUACAACUACCCCGACACCAACGGCACCACCAAGAACGAGAUUAUGCUUCUCGCCGAAAAGGAGUGGUUAAGUGGUGGAGGACAGUAG
This is a messenger RNA of Nymphaea colorata (pocket water lily), 733 nucleotides long. RefSeq lists its product as uncharacterized. NCBI's taxonomy places the organism in Eukaryota, Viridiplantae, Streptophyta, Magnoliopsida, Nymphaeales, Nymphaeaceae. The transcript is spliced from 2 exons. Bases 47 to 733 code for a protein of 228 amino acids. The record is from RefSeq and is a predicted model, not a curated record.